UAGAAAACCACUUUACUGGGUAUCCAAUGGAAAAGAAUGUCCGAUAGAUGUGAGACUUGUGGGAGUUGUACUUAAAGGUUGGAAUUUUCUCUCCGUAUUAUUAAGGCUCUUUGCUUUCUCUCUUAUAACACCGGAUACCAGAUGCAGCAGAGAGCUCCAGUGACAGCUGUGCAUGACAGCAGAUGGACCUAUGACAUUAAGGCAAUAUAGUUAAUUUCAUUCAAAUGAUUUGUGAUGGAGAUCAAAGAUGAUCAGAUUACAGAAUAUACACAAAUUAACAGACUGUCUGAAGGGGCUAUAACUACCCUAUCAAACUCAAUAGAAGGUGAUUUGACAAAACCAAAUGUUCUUAAAAUCAAAGCGGAGUCACAGAGUGAAUAUACAUUUAUAUCUAUUAACCAAUGUGUUGAAGAAAACAGAGAGAGCAUACAUAGGAAUUUACCAGUUAUAAAAUAUAAUUUUGGGGACGAAGGUGAGCCUAUUAAAAAUGAAUGCCCCACAAACACUCUUUAUAAAUACUGUGAAUGCCAGAAAUGUUUCAAAAAUACGUUGCACAAGAUUGUUGAUUUGGAAAAAAAGUUGCUUGCUUGUACAGAAUGUGGGGGACACUUGUACCAAAUCAAUGAAUUUUUCCCACGACACAGUAUGCAAACAGGAGAUAAACAGUUCACAUGUAUUGAUUGUGGGAAAAGGUUUAGUCGGAAUGGAAGUCUAAUUAGACAUCAACUAAUCCAUACAGGAGAAAAAAUGUUUGCGUGUUCAGAAUGUAGGAAAUCUUUUGUCAAUAGCUCCGAUCUUAUCAGACACCAAAGAACUCACACAGGGGAGAAACCAUUUGUAUGUAGUGACUGUGAUAAAUGUUUCAGCCGAUCGUGUCUACUGAUUGCGCAUAAAAAAAUCCACACUGGAGAAAAGCCAUAUGAAUGUUUUGACUGUGGGAAAUGUUUUACUCAGAACAUAAAUCUUGUUCGACAUAAGAGAAUUCACACGGGAGAAAAACCAUUUGAAUGUUCUGACUGCGGAAAAUGUCUCAGCCGUGCUUCCCUUCUCGUUGAACAUAAAAGAAGUCAUACAGGACAAAAACCAUUUGCGUGCUCAGACUGUGAGAAGUGUUUUAGCCGUGCGUCUUUACUCGUGGCGCAUAAGCGGAUUCAUACAGGUGAAAAACCAUUUGCAUGUUCGGAUUGUGGAAAACGCUUUACCCAGAAAUCAAACCUCGUUAAACAUCAGUUAAUUCAUACAGGAGAAAAAACAUUUGUUUGUCACGAUUGUGGGAAAUGCUUUAUGCAGCAUGCUUACCUUAUGAAACAUCAGAUAAUUCACACUGGAGAAAAAACAUAUGCUUGUUCCGACUGUGGGAAAUGUUUUAUACGUACCUCAGAUCUUCUUACGCAUCAGAGAAUACAUACAGGCGAAAAACCAUUUGCAUGCUCAGAUUGUGAGAAAAGUUUCAGUCGCGCCUAUCUUCUUGUUAUACAUCAACGUAUACACACAGGCGAAAAACCUUUUGUAUGCUCCGUGUGUGGUAAAUGUUUUACUCAGCAUUCCAAUCUUGUUAAACAUAAAAGGAUACAUACUGGAGAAAAGCCAUUUUCAUGCUCUGAAUGUGGAAAAUGUUUUACUCAAAACUCAGAUCUUAUCAUACAUCAGAGGAUUCACUCCGGGGAAAAACCAUUUUCUUGUUCUCAGUGUGGGAAAUGUUUUAUCAGCCCAUCAAAUCUCGUUAUACACGAGAGAAUUCACACGGGAGAGAAACCUUUUCCAUGUACUGUAUGUGGAAAAUCAUUUAUCAGUUCCUCAAAUCUUGUCACACAUCAAAAAAUUCAUGCAAGAACAGAAAUUACUUAUACAGUCUAAAUACAAACUUACCUACAAAUGUUGUUUAGUUGACACUGUUUUUUACAUGUUUAAUUUAUUUUAGUUUGUAAUAUAAGUACAUAAAGUGUCAAAUUUAACUUAA
This is a messenger RNA of Bombina bombina (fire-bellied toad), 1960 nucleotides long. RefSeq names its product gastrula zinc finger protein XlCGF26.1-like. The transcript is spliced from 2 exons. Gene Ontology annotation, molecular function: DNA-binding transcription factor activity, RNA polymerase II-specific; RNA polymerase II cis-regulatory region sequence-specific DNA binding. Gene Ontology annotation, biological process: regulation of DNA-templated transcription. The record is from RefSeq and is a predicted model, not a curated record. NCBI's taxonomy places the organism in Eukaryota, Metazoa, Chordata, Amphibia, Anura, Bombinatoridae. The coding region runs from base 235 to 1857 and encodes 540 amino acids.